Messenger RNA from Entrophospora sp. SA101, 3141 nucleotides. NCBI's taxonomy places the organism in Eukaryota, Fungi, Glomeromycota, Glomeromycetes, Entrophosporales, Entrophosporaceae. The record is from the annotation of a GenBank genome assembly.
AUGGCACAUCGAAUGGGUGGACGGAAAAAGAACAAUAAAAAAGGAUUCCAAUUCACUCUUAUGGUUGUUGGCGCAUCUGGUACUGGCCGUACAACGUUUGUUAAUACACUUUGUAGUAGUGAAGUAUUAAAAGCAAAAUUAUGUGAUUCACCUGAAACUGCCCAUGUCGAAGAAGGAAUUCGUAUUAAACCAGUUACAAAUUGGAAGAAGAUGGUUUUUCAAGAAAUAAUGGGUUAUCUGGAAAGACAAUAUGAUGAUAUCCUUGCCGAAGAAUCUAGAAUUAAACGUAACCCAAGAUUUAGAGACAAUAGAGUUCAUGCGCUUCUUUAUUUCAUCACACCCACAGGUCAUUCUCUUCGAGAAAUUGAUAUUGAACUUAUGAAAAGACUCAGUCCACGUGUCAAUGUCAUCCCAGUUAUUGGUAAAUCUGAUACUUGUACACCAGCUGAAUUAUCAGAUUUCAAGAAAAGGAUAAUGGAAGAUAUUGAUCAUUAUAGCAUUCCUAUUUAUAAUUUUCCUUUUGAUUUUGAAGAAGAUGAUGAAGAUACAAUCGAAGAAAAUAGUGAACUACGGGCACUUUUACCGUUUGCAAUUAUUGGGAGCGAAGAAGAAAUUAUUGUUAAUGGAAAACCAGUUCGUGGAAGACAAUAUCCUUGGGGUGUUGUUGAAGUUGAUAAUCCACAGCAUUCAGAUUUUGCAAGGUUGAGAUCAGCUUUAUUGAGUUCUCAUUUACAAGAUUUGAAAGAAAUCACACAUGACUUUUUAUAUGAAAAUUAUCGUACCGAAAAACUUAGUCGAAAACAAAGUAGCAAUUUACCUGACGAUCUUGCUACUCAAACUGUACGUUUGAAAGAAGAACAAUUGAAACGUGAAGAAGAGAAGUUGAGAGAAAUUGAAUUAAAAGUACAACGAGAAAUCACAGAAAAGAGACAAGAACUAUUAGCAAAAGAAGAAGCAUUGAGAGAUUUGGAAGCUCAGACUGGCUUAUAUCUAGACAACGAUAUUGGGAUUGUCCCUGUUCCAGAUUCCGAAUUACCUAUACUUUUACCACAGAAUGUUUCUUUCUCUAGUCGUGGAGGAUCACCUUUGAAACAAAUUCAUGAUUGGGUUAAUUGUGAAUGUCCAAAAUGUCAUGGACCUGCAAAAAGAGAUACAGACACCAUGGACACUUUUGUUGAUUCAUCUUGGUAUUUUUUACGUUAUAUCGAUCCUAAAAAUUCUACUCUUCCUUUUUCUUUUGAGGAAGCAUCUAAAUAUCUCCCUGUUGAUAUUUAUGUUGGUGGAGUGGAACAUGCAAUUUUACAUCUUCUUUAUUCCAGAUUCUUCACAAAAUUUUUAAUACAACAAGGAAUGUACAUUUCAAAAAAUCAAUCAAAUUCUUCUAAUUUUAAUGAACCAUUCAAACGAUUAAUUACACAGGGAAUGGUUCAUGGAAAAACUUUUAAAGAUCCAGUUUCUGGUCGAUUUUUAAAACCUGAAGAAGUUGAUACGACAGACCCUAAUAAUCCUAUACAAAAAUCAACCGGUCUUGUACCAAUUGUAUCUUUUGAAAAAAUGUCAAAAAGUAAAUAUAAUGGUAUAAACCCGGAGGCAAUAAUAGAUAUUUAUGGUGCAGAUGCAAUACGUUUAUAUAUGCUAUUUAAAGCACCAGUAUCAGAAGUUUUAGAAUGGGACGAUUCAAGUGUUGUGGGAAUGCAAAGAUGGAUUGUGCGUGUAUGGAAGUUGGUUUGUAGUAUUACUACUGAAAAAAAUAUUGAAUUAUCUAAAAAUGAUGAUGAUGAUGAAGGAAUUAUUAAAUUGGAUAUUUUGAAAAUGAAUAAUAAUGAAAAAGAUACUUAUCGGUUUAUCAAUAAUACAAUCAGAGAGGUUACACGUGCCUAUGAUGAUAUUUUUUCUUUUAAUACAGGAGUUUCUUCUUUAAUUAAAUUGACAAACCACCUUUCAAGUGUUUCGCCAAGAGAAGAAUUCUGGGAAAAAAUAAAUAAUCAACAUGAUGAUGAUAAUAAUAGACAUAGAGGGCAAAAACAAACAAUAUUUAAAGAAUCCUGGCCUGUUGUUGAUAUUGAAGGAUUGAAUGUGGAUGAAUUUACUUGUGUUGUGCAGAUUAAUGGUAAAACAAGAUUUUCUAUACUAGUUCCUUCAGCAUUAUUAAACAAUAAUUCAUCAAUUGAAAAGUUGAUUCAGGAAUCUGAAAAUGGUCAAAAAUGGUUUAAUCAUAUUAUGUUGGGCAAAAAAAUUAAACGUAUAAUCCAUGCAAAUAAUGAAGAAUAUUCAAGAGCUAUAUUAGUUAUCGCUGGUGGCAAACUUGGUGUGUUAGAAGAGCCACUAGCAGCUAUGAUAAUGAUGGAAAGUCAGUAUCGAUUAAGAGACUGGCUUAUAUCUAGACAACGAUAUUGGGGUACUCCGAUCCCAAUCAUACAUUGUCCGAAAUGUGACGCAUGUAUUGUCCCUGUUCCAGAUUCCGAAUUACCUAUACUUUUACCACAGAAUGUUUCUUUCUCUAGUCGUGGAGGAUCACCUUUGAAACAAAUUCAUGAUUGGGUUAAUUGUGAAUGUAUUUAUAAUUUUCCUUUUGAUUUUGAAGAAGAUGAUGAAGAUACAAUCGAAGAAAAUAGUGAACUACGGGCACUUUUACCGUUUGCAAUUAUUGGGAGCGAAGAAGAAAUUAUUGUUAAUGGAAAACCAGUUCGUGGAAGACAAUAUCCUUGGGGUGUUGUUGAAGUUGAUAAUCCACAGCAUUCAGAUUUUGCAAGGUUGAGAUCAGCUUUAUUGAGUUCUCAUUUACAAGAUUUGAAAGAAAUCACACAUGACUUUUUAUAUGAAAAUUAUCGUACCGAAAAACUUAGUCGAAAACAAAGUAGCAAUUUACCUGACGAUCUUGCUACUCAAACUGUACGUUUGAAAGAAGAACAAUUGAAACGUGAAGAAGAGAAGUUGAGAGAAAUUGAAUUAAAAGUACAACGAGAAAUCACAGAAAAGAGACAAGAACUAUUAGCAAAAGAAGAAGCAUUGAGAGAUUUGGAAGCUCUAACAUUUGAAACAUUUUCUCCCAAUAUACAUGAAAAAUUGUGUAUUCAGUAUCCAUCGCUUAUUUUAUCUGGAAACAGUGUUAAUAUUUUAUACACUUAUGCGAAAAAUUAA